GCCAGGAAAAUGAGUUGGUUCAGAGAUCCAGUAAUCACUCUUUCAAGAUUUCUGUUUUUGUUCCUUCUCUUAGUUCUCAUCAAGAUCUUUCACAAACUAUGGUGGACUCCGAUUCGCAUCCAGAAUAUGUUGGCUUUGCAGGGAAUCAAGGGCCCUUCUUACAGACUUAUCCAUGGAAGCACCAAAGAAAUCACGAGCAUGAAAAAGGAAACAAUGGGAAGGCCCAUGAAUUUAUCACAUGAUAUAUUACCUAAAGUUCAACCUCAUAUUCAUUCAUGGACCAAGAUAUAUGGGAAGAAUUUUCUGCAGUGGUAUGGUUCUCAAGCUCAAUUAGUUAUUGGGGAACCUGAGUUUUGCAAAGAGAUACUGAAUAACAAACAUAGAGCUUAUCCCAAAAGGGAGCCUCAAGCCUAUGUAAAGAAACUAUUAGGAGAUGGCCUUGCAUCAACGGAAUGUGAAAAAUGGGGAAAAUUGCGAAAGCUGGCCAACCAUGCCUUCCAUGGAGAUAGCUUAAGAAGUAUGAUUCCAACAAUGACAGCUAGUGUUGAGACGAUGUUAGAAAGGUGGAAAAAUCAUGAAGGCAAAGAGAUUGAGGUGUUUGAAGAAUUUAGAUUGUUGACUUCAGAAGUGGUUUCCAGGACAGCAUUUGGCAGCAGCUACUUAGAAGGGAAGAACGUUUUUGAGAUGUUGAUGAAGUUAUACUUCUUGAUAUUCAAAAAUUUGUUCAAAUUCAGGUUUCCUGGCAUCAGUAAGCUUAUUAAAACCAAUGAUGAGGUCGAAUCAAAGAAGCUAGAGAAAGGAAUACGUGAGGGCAUAAUAGAGAUUGUCAAGAAACGAGAAGAGAAGGCGAUAAUGAUUGGAGAAACAGACAGCUUUGGGAGUGAUUUUCUUGGAUUACUUUUAAAGGCUCAUCAUGAUUCCAAUGAGAAGCAGAGGAUUUCGGUGGAUGAUUUGGUUGAUGAAUGCAAGACAUUUUAUUUUGCUGCCCAAGAAACCACUAAUACUUUGCUGGCUUGGACUGUCUUUCUCCUGGCACUCCACACAGAUUGGCAAGAGGAAGCAAGAAAGGAGAUCCUGCAAAUAUUUGGCAAACAAACUCCACACUCUGAUGGCCUUGCCAAACUAAAAACAAUGGGUAUGAUCAUCAAUGAGUCUCUAAGGUUGUAUCCUCCUAUUGUUUCCAUUGCAAGGAAAGUUGAAAGGGAAGUUAGACUAGGAAAGCUCAUAGUUCCUGCUAAUGUUGAAAUAUUCAUCCCAAGUCUAGCAAUUCACCAUGAGCCUCUACUCUGGGGAGAAGACGUGCACCUUUUCAAACCAGAGCGAUUCUCUGAAGGGAUUGCUAAAGCCACAAAGAACAGAAUAGCUGCAUUCUUACCCUUUGGAAUGGGACCUCGAAAUUGCGUUGGGUUGGACUACGCAACCAUUGAAGCAAAGAUUGUAUUGUCAAUGAUUCUACAACGCUACUCCUUCACCCUUUCCCCUGCUUAUGUCCACUCUCCUUUGCAGUACAUUACAGUUCGCCCACAACACGGAGUUCAAGUAAUUCUACACUCACUGUGACCUGCGCAUGACCGAAAACAAAAUGGGCAAGGGUCUUGUAGGUCAAGUGGUUAAGAGCAUUUGUCCAUGCAUCCGAGGUCCUAUAUUUGAUUUGCCCUUCCCCAAUAUCACUUAUAUAGAAAAAAGUGUAACACAAUGGUAGGUCUUAAUUAAUACAAUGAAAGAGAGUUUAA
Molecule: messenger RNA, 1733 nt
Organism: Prunus avium (sweet cherry)
Lineage: Eukaryota; Viridiplantae; Streptophyta; Magnoliopsida; Rosales; Rosaceae
Product: cytochrome P450 CYP749A22-like
Molecular function (GO): monooxygenase activity; heme binding; iron ion binding
Source: RefSeq, a predicted model, not a curated record